CACUCUAUAUAUAUAGGUGGUUGAGUAUAGCUUUCAUAGUACUGAGCAUAUACAUAUAUAUAUAGAGAGAGAGAGAGAGGGAGAGGGAGAAUGGGGAGGCAACCAUGCUGUGACAAAGUGGGGUUGAAGAAAGGGCCAUGGACUGUUGAAGAAGACAAGAAGCUCAUCAACUUCAUCCUCACUAACGGCCAUUGUUGCUGGAGAGCUGUUCCUAAGCUUGCCGGAUUGUUAAGGUGCGGGAAAAGCUGCAGAUUAAGAUGGACGAAUUAUCUCAGACCGGAUUUGAAGAGAGGACUUUUAUCUGAGUACGAAGAACAAGUGGUCAUCGACCUUCAUGUCCAACUUGGCAACAGAUGGUCAAAGAUUGCAUCUCAAUUACCAGGAAGAACGGAUAAUGAGAUAAAGAACCAUUGGAAUACGCACAUAAAGAAAAAGCUGAGGAAAAUGGGGAUUGAUCCCGUGACCCACAAGCCUCUGUCUGAGGAAGAGGCUUCUCAACCUCCGAAACCCCAACCGGGCAAGAAAAAGCCUCUCAAGAAACCUCAAGAACACAGAAAUGGAGAAACCCAAGAGCAUCAAGAACGCGAAAGCGUGAGAUUAUUGAUCAACCACCCGGAUAAAGAAAGAGAUUUGGAUCAAAUGGGCAUCGGCCAGAAUGCAGGAAUCUGCGUUGACGAGGUUCCAUUGAUGAACCCGGAUGAAAUCUUGGCCAUGCCUCCUGGCUGUAUUAACAGUAACAGCUGCGGAUUAUCUUCUUCUUCGUCGUCUUCAUCGUCCUGCGCUUCAUCUGGCGACGGUACUUCGAAGUUUCCGGAAGAGAUGGAGUUUCUGGAUGAUUUCAAGUGGCUUCUGUCUGACGGUGACAUCGACAAGAACAAGAACGCUGUCGAUACGAUGAACUUCUUGUGGGACAAUGACUUAGGCGACAGCUUGGAUUUUCUUCUGAAUGAUGAUUUUGUUGGGAGUGAGUGUCCAAAAACGGUUUUGGACACGUGGGCUCCUCUCGGUUCUCAUCUUCUUUAAUUUUAUUUUUAUUUAUUUUUUUCUGUUCUUGAAGUGGGGUUUUAACUUGUAAUUUGGUGUUGGUAAUUAGAGGUGUAAAUACAAGGAAUAAAGUGUGCAAUUGUGAACGUCGUUUUCCAUUU
Messenger RNA from Tarenaya hassleriana, 1145 nucleotides. RefSeq names its product myb-related protein 330-like. NCBI's taxonomy places the organism in Eukaryota, Viridiplantae, Streptophyta, Magnoliopsida, Brassicales, Cleomaceae. The transcript has 3 exons. The coding region runs from base 91 to 1023 and encodes 310 amino acids. The record is from RefSeq and is a predicted model, not a curated record.